Messenger RNA from Colletotrichum orchidophilum, 1107 nucleotides. RefSeq lists its product as uncharacterized. The coding region runs from base 1 to 1107 and encodes 368 amino acids. Lineage: Eukaryota; Fungi; Ascomycota; Sordariomycetes; Glomerellales; Glomerellaceae. The record is from RefSeq and is a predicted model, not a curated record. The transcript has a single exon.
AUGGCGUCACAACGGAAUCAUGUCAAUCCUGUUUCAUUCUCUUACCAAAGUCCAUGUUGCAUUGGCCAAAAUCAAAAGUGGCCUCCCUUCACCCAGCAACUAUUGAGAAAGGAUAUCUCGCCCGGGAAGAACGUGGUAGAAGCCGUUGAGGACGACCUCUCUUCUCUAUUCCCCACGUCUAGGCGGACAAAAGAGGAUGACCUAGAAGCGCCAGGCUUUUCUCCUCGCUUCGAUUGCGCUACCGCUGACGACGAUCAUACCAUCCACAACUGGGUUGAUGAAGAGAUCGACUUGCAUCGGCUGGCUGACAUCCAUGGCUGGUUGUGGAUCGUGGGUCGGCCCAUGCCGCCGCGUCCGCUCCACCAGCAGCGCCUCCUCAACCGCGAGCUCGUCAUCACUGAAAGGCUGGACCUACACCUUGUUUGGGCGAACGAACGCAUGCUCGUGAAGCCGCUGCCGCGCUUUCUUCUCGAUCCGCGGUUCUGGGAAAGAUUCCUCCAGUGUCAUAAAGGAUCCGUCUUUGAUGACAACUUGUGCAGCUGUCGUGGUCGACGGGAACGCGCCCUCGGCUUCCUCUUCUCAUACGCGGCCCUCAUAGCGCACGAGAGCGAUUUCCACAUUGCCAAGGAAGCACGCCUUAUUCCCGAAGAAGUACAAUGGUCAGCGUGGAGGAAGGCCGUCCGGGAGCUACUGAUUAUCACACCAUCCAUCUACCCCUACAUUCACCCGCGUUUUCACUACGGAGAGCUUCGCCUCAGCCGGCUCAAUAAGAUCUACUUCUGCUGGAAGACUCCACUCUACGGUUACAUGUCUCGCUGGAACCAAUACGACUCUUUUUUUCACGACAACUUUGCGUUACUGGCCAGCUCAACCGUCUACAUCGCUGUAGUUUUGACCGCAAUGCAGGUCGGCCUUGCCACAGAGGCCCUACAGAAUAACGCGGCCUUCCAGUCGGCAUCGUAUGGCUUCACCGUUUUCUCCAUCGUGGGGCCGCUGGCCGCCGCAGGUCUGGUGAUGGUCAUGUUUUGCUACUUGUUCAUCGGUAAUUGGAUCGCUACGCAACGAUAUCAUAAGAAAAGGUCCGAACGAAUCAAAAUCGACCGGUAG